GGGGCUACUGUGUGAGUGACACGUGGGUGGAGGAGGAAAGGCGAGUUUCCUCCUGCGCUCGUGGACUUAGGCAGGAAGUGGCAAUCGCGAGUGCCGGGCCACGCGUGCAACGAGGUCAACGGGCGCAGUCCCCACCACCCGUCGCCCCCCUCCCCGGACUCACGCGUCCCCGCGCCCCCCCCUCCUCCACCCGUGAGUUCCGCGCGACACCCGAGCGCUCAGGCGUGCCGCCAUGGCGUGCAGCCAGCUGUCCGUGCAGCUCAUGUCGUGGGCCCUCGGGGUGGGAGGGGUGGCCUACCUGCUCCACCAGCAGCGCCACCGCACCAAGUACGGGCGCUACCAGGCAGCGGGGACCGCGCUGCCGGCGCGCCUCGCGUGGUUCCUGCAGGAGCUCCCGUCCUUCCUGGUGCCCGUGCUGCUCCUGCUGGGCGCCGGCGGGGCGGACACCCUGCCCCUGCCCAACGCGCUGCUUCUUCUCAUGUUCUGCGGCCACUACUUCCAGAGGACAUUCGUGUUCUCGCUGCUGAGCAACGGGAGGCCCACGCCACUCGCCAUCGUGGCUUACGCCUUCGCCUUCUGCGCCUACAACGGCUUCCUGCAGGGUCACCAGCUCGUGCACUGCGUGGCGUACCCGCCUUGGUGGCACCGCGACCCCAGGUUCAUCGCAGGGGUCCUGCUGUUUGCGCUGGGCAUGGGGAUCAACAUCCACAGCGACAGCAUCCUGCGGGGUCUGCGACGCCCCGGACAGACCCACUACAGCAUCCCCCAAGGGGGUCUGUUCGAGCUGGUGUCGGGCGCGAACUUCCUGGGCGAGAUCGUGGAGUGGAGCGGCUUCGCGCUCGCCUCGUGGUCGCUCCCCGCGGCGACAUUCUGCAUCUUCACCGUGUGCGCCAUCGGGCCGCGCGCCGUCCACCACCACCAAUUCUACCUCGAAAAGUUCAAGGACUACCCCAAGUCGCGUCGCGCACUCAUCCCCUUCCUCCUGUGAGCCGGGAGCCAGAGCUGGGAGCCGGGAGCGAUUGGAGACGCGCGGUGCUGCGCCUCUCAUGACUGUGAUGUCAUCGUAGUUAAUUAUUAGAAGCGCAGUCGUGCAUGCACCGACAUUGAUCGAACGAAUGAGCGAAUGACUGAAUGAAUGACUGAAUGAAUGAACGAAUGACUGGUUGACUGAUUGAGUGGCUGCAUUGGCAGACUCACUGACCCGCUCGUUGACUCACUAAAUUACGAGCUGACGACUUCGCUAUCCGAUUGAUGUAUUGGCUGACUGCUUGCCCGAUGGGCAGCUCAAUGAAUCACCCAUGGAGUGACUGGCUGGAUAGCCCACUGGUUGACGAUUUGACCUGACUGUUUUACUGGCUGGAUGACCUCAAUGAGGGACUCCUCAUUCACUCACUAAUUGGCUGAAUCACUGUUUGACCCACGAGUUGACUUACGAAUUAACGGUAGACGGAGGCGUUUUAUUGAAGGCCGAAGAACCCGAUGAGCUAUGCAGCUUUUUUCAUAUUCAGGUGACGAACGGGCUCACUGGAUACCUCGAUUUGACUCACCGACUGACUGGAUAGACCACUGACUCACUAAUUGACCGAAUGGAUAGUCCAAUGACUGAAUUGCUAAUUGAUGGUUUAGUUAGAGCUGGGGGAUUUCUCUCCCCCGCGUCGCGGCCAAUGGCGAGGGUGUCCGGAGGAUUUGCCCCGCGGGAGGGAGGGGACCCUUUGUUCCGCCAGGGGGACCCCCGUGGGCCCCGUUCCCCCCCCCCCGUGUUACACCCCCCUCCCCCCCCCCCCUGCCCCCCCCUCCCCCCCCGGCGAGGAGAGAGAGGAAGCGCUCGCCCGUUCCGUUACGCAGCCUGGGCACGGCACCGCGGGCGACGAGGCUGUGAUGUCAAUGCGAUGAUGGGGAUUUGAUGGGAGUAUGAUGCGGUGACGGGACUGUGACCUUAAAUCAUGCAGCGACCGCUCGUCUGUGUUGUGCAACUGGCGCUGUAUAAUAAACACUGCUGCAGUCGUGAUUUC
Lethenteron reissneri (Far Eastern brook lamprey) is the source of this 2012-nucleotide messenger RNA. Its product is annotated as 3-oxo-5-alpha-steroid 4-dehydrogenase 2-like. Gene Ontology annotation, molecular function: 3-oxo-5-alpha-steroid 4-dehydrogenase activity. The record is from RefSeq and is a predicted model, not a curated record. Gene Ontology annotation, biological process: steroid biosynthetic process. Gene Ontology annotation, cellular component: membrane. Lineage: Eukaryota; Metazoa; Chordata; Hyperoartia; Petromyzontiformes; Petromyzontidae.